Conger conger (European conger) is the source of this 1699-nucleotide messenger RNA. RefSeq names its product class I histocompatibility antigen, Gogo-C*0203 alpha chain-like. The record is from RefSeq and is a predicted model, not a curated record. The transcript has 5 exons. NCBI's taxonomy places the organism in Eukaryota, Metazoa, Chordata, Actinopteri, Anguilliformes, Congridae. Gene Ontology annotation, biological process: immune response. Bases 688 to 1518 code for a protein of 276 amino acids. Gene Ontology annotation, cellular component: external side of plasma membrane.
GGGCCUGGAGAGCCGCAGGGUUUGCUGGCUUUCGUCUCCACCUUAAAGUUAACUGUGUAAUCAACGGCUUUCAUUGAUCAAUUAAUGCCAAGUAGCAACGAAAGCACACCCUCCGGCUCUCCAGGACCAGGGUUGCCGACCCCUGGGCUAGUUCGACAUUCAUUUAACAUGGCCUAAUUACCGUUUUGUUAGGUUAUUAUCAUUGAAUGUUUAAAAUAAUCAAACGGUAGCAUUUUGAGUAUUUGUCGUGUCUGUCGUUUGUCGUUACCGUAAACCGCAAUGUAGAUGCGCACUCAAAAAGGAAGUGUGCGGGAGAGAGCAGUCUUCAGGUAAAAAUCUGAAAGACUUUAUCCAAAGCGCUGUACAAUUGAUGGUUCUCCAUUCACCCAUUCAUACACACACUCACACACCGACGGCGAUUGGCUGCCAUGCAAGGCCCCGACCAGCUCAUCAGGAGCAUUUGGGGGUUAGGUGUCUUGCUCAGGGACACUUCGACACAGCCCGGGCGGGGGAUCGAACUGGCUGCCAGACGACUGCUCUCACUGCCUGAGCCAUGUCGCCCCAGGAUAGGAUGAGGUGCACUCCAUUUUAGGCACCUACACUGCGGUGACCCGUUCUGAGUUUACUUCAGUUCUGUGGCUCGAUGGCGAAGCAGUUGACUCCUACAGCAGCGAUGGCGCGGUCAUCAUGCCCAUGCGAAACUGGAUGCGUGAAGGUGGCGGCCAUGAUCUGUGGAACACAGUCAGACGCCUCAAUAUGCAGCAAUGGGACAGAGGCAGAACUGCCAUCUUAAAUGACAAAGGAAUUCAAAUGGCUGGUGCUGGCGUCCUGCAGGGGAGAUUCGGCUGUGAGAUCGAGCAAAACCCGUAUCUAAGCAUUAGGAGCUUCUUUGCACAGUUUGGAUGGAAUGGACUGGACUUCCUGUCCUUCAGCUUCUCCAGGCAAAAGUGGGAGGCUUCAGUGGGAUCUGCUGUCCCCAUUGAAACCAAGUGGAACAGUGACACGGACAUCAUCAAAAAUACGUCAUUCUACUUAGACUUCUUCUGCGUGAGACAUGUGAUGAGAAGUUCGUCCUACGAAGAAAAGGAGAGCCAGGAGACACCUCAGCCUACUGCUGCAUUAUUCGCUAAGAGAUACCUGAAAGCUGGGAAGGUUAUUCUUACCUGCCUAGUUUCAGGAUUUCGCUGCAUUAACAUGACGGUGGGGUUUUAUCGGGAUAAAGACAUCUUGGCUGAAAAAGAUGGCCUUUUGUCCACUGGGAUCAGACCGAACGGGGAUGGGACCUGCCAGCUGAGAAAGAGCUUGUACAUCUCAAACAGCACUGAGGAGCCCUAUAACUGUGGAGUCCAUUUUGGACAUCUGACGGUCAAAUGGGACGGGAAGAUAUGGGACCUGGCUGUAGACCAUAGCAAGAGGCAUCACUACUGGUUACUAGCACCUAUAGUGCUUUUAAUUUUGAUGCUGAUGCUCAUAUGGUUCACAGCUGUGAAACAGGACAAAUUCACCACAGAAGUGUGACCCUCGCAUCUUAUCUUGCAGUCACACUGAGGGAACUGACUGUGACAACCACAGUCCUACCGCCAGUUUAAAUCCUCUGCCGAUGUGAUCUAGAUCUGGUGGCUCUGCCGAAAUAUGGCAGGAUGUGGCGGAUUUUUAUGUAAUUCUUUUUUAGGUUCCUUUGUUUUGUUUAGUUUGAUAU